Capra hircus (goat) is the source of this 729-nucleotide messenger RNA. Its product is annotated as translation initiation factor IF-2-like. The coding region runs from base 1 to 729 and encodes 242 amino acids. The transcript is spliced from 3 exons. Lineage: Eukaryota; Metazoa; Chordata; Mammalia; Artiodactyla; Bovidae. The record is from RefSeq and is a predicted model, not a curated record.
AUGGGGGAGGUCUGGGUCAGAGCUGGGGGACGAGGGCGAGGGGCUUUGGCAGAGAUGGGCGGGGGCUUGGCCGGGCGCGGGGCAGCUCGCUGCAGCCGCGCGGAGGGCCGAGGCUCCCGCUCCGCGGAGCGGCGGGUGCAGAAAAGGCGCCGCGGAGCCGCGCGGGGCGGGCGGGCGCCGGGCCGGGCGCGGGCUCCUGCCGCCGCCUCCUCGCCACGCCGCCCCCCACCCCCCGGCUCCCCGCUUCCCCGCUCUGAGCACCGCCCGCGCCGCGCGCCGCCUCCUAUUCGCGGGCGGCGGCCGCAGCCCAGGGCUCUGAAAACCGGCGCCGCAUCCUCCUCGGUCUCCGAGCGCCGCCGCGGCCAAACCAGGUUCCUCCGGCCGCUCCGGCCGCUGCCCGCAGCGCGCGCCGGGCCGAGUGACGGCCGAGGCGGGACGCGGCGCCUGCGCGGGCCGGGCCCGGGAGGGGGCGCGCGCCGGGCUGGGCGCGAGGAGCCGCGGGAGAAGGGGCGGGAGGGGGGUGAGGGGGGUGGGGGCGACGCGCGCCGCCUCCUGUUAAAGGGGGAGCAGCGCCAGCCGAGCCAAGCGCACCCUCCCCCUCCCCGCCCUGGGCCCCAGGCGCCGGCGCGGGAGAAGCCCCGGGAUGAGGCGAUCCGCGACACCACUCCGGAGAUACCCCCGGCCCGAGGCAUCUCGCGCAACCAGAGUCUCUGGGACCCUGAGGGCUGA